Tribolium madens (black flour beetle) is the source of this 1824-nucleotide messenger RNA. RefSeq lists its product as uncharacterized. The transcript is spliced from 4 exons. The record is from RefSeq and is a predicted model, not a curated record. Lineage: Eukaryota; Metazoa; Arthropoda; Insecta; Coleoptera; Tenebrionidae. Bases 45 to 1781 code for a protein of 578 amino acids.
CCGGAGCAUAUUUUUUGUAGUACAAAUUUAAAUGUUAGUACAAAAUGAAGCGAUAUAUCAGACUAGUCCCGUUUUUAACUCUAUUAUUAUUUAAUGACACUUUUGCUCAUGAUCACUCAAAAAAUCGCCAACACUUGGGAAAAAUCAACCGCUCACAUUUUGAAAAAAGAGACCAAACUUCAGAAACCGAACCCAGUCUCACGAUUACCAUCACAGCAAGUAUUUUUCUUGCUCUAAACGAAUCUUCAGAAUCUGCAGCUGUCUUCGAUUUCAAAUCGAACAUCAGUGCUGUUAUUAAUUCCGACUCUGUGAUACUUAUUAACUACGAAAACGGAUCAGGAGUUUAUCUUUCCCAAAGUUUGUUUAACAGUCGCGACAAUUUCGAACAAUUUUUUCGAAAUUUGAAUUGUUUAAAACAGCUUUAUCAAAAUGGUGAACGAAACGGAGUUCCAUUUAAUGUUACUUCAGCCAGUUCAGACGUUUCUAAACGAGUUUCGCAAAUAUUAAAUUCCUUGGGUGAGCAUUCAUCGCCAUCUGAAGCUCCCGAAAACUACCAAAAGCUCUCCCAAUCCGUGUCGGACAUUUUCCAGAAUUCCCUCAGCGGUUUUGUUAAAAUUAUAAGCGACACAAGUGCAAACUACAGAGGGGAUUUAAACCCACUUGUUGCCAUUUUUCAAGGAUUACAGAGCUUCUUCAGUGGCCUUUUAGAUUUAUCAAAUCGAAAUUUUAAACUAGAUUUGUCGAAACUUCUAAACCAGCCUUCAGGUCUUCACGUUUUAAAUAAUCUCCUAGAACAGGUAGCUUCUCACAUCAAUGUUGGGCAACUCCUCGGUGAUCGUUUAAACUCCCCAGAAAACCUUUUCCCUCUAUUGAACCUUCUCGGGGGUAACAGUACCGAAGGUUUGAAUGGUUUUAUCCACGUCAUUUAUGAAGUCAUAAACUUGAACCAGAAUCAUAGCAAUGUUCAACAACUCGUCUCCAGUUUGCUUGAAUAUUCGGGGAAUUCCAGUAACGGCAAUCAGGGUCAACAGUUCUUGUCAGCUCUCCAAAAUCUCCAAAACACGAUCCAGAAACUCAAUUUGGGCAAUUCUUUCCAGUUUUUGUCACAUCUUGCACAAAAUACCAAUAGUAGUGACAGUAGUAACAUUUCCCGUAUUGUUUCAACUCUUCUUCACUUCGAUCCCCAAAACCCCAUAAAUCCAAUUGUAGCUAUUUUACUUUCAAUGCGACAAAGAGUGUCUCCUGAAGAAUCCAUUCCUGAACUCUUCGAACAGUUAAUCUCGCGAUUAAACUCAACAAAUGGUCGUCAUUGCAUCUCUAACAUUUUCCCAAAUCUCAACAUCACAAAUGGUUCUGACGGGAUUGAAAAUUUAAUUCUUGUUGGGUUUCAUAUUCGAAAUUUUAUUCUCCAAGGAAUUGAAAAUUUUUGGACUAACAUGGCUGAUUUUUGGUCACACAUUCCGAUCAUUGGCAGGUUUUAUGAAGCUAUAGAUCGGGCUUUAGCACUGUUUACGAAAGGAGCAGUUCAGUUGAACAAACUUUUCGAAUCACAAGUUGCUAGACCUAGAAUUGAACGUAUUUUGGGUUUUUUGAGAGGAAUAGCAAAUAGGGAAGAGAAUUCAAGCGAAAGUGGAAGUCAAGGCGUUUUGGGGAAUUUUAUUAAACCGAUUCUUAAUCAAGAUAAACAUAAAAAUGGCCAUAAAGAACGGCACCAUUUUAAAGAUAGUAGCAAACACAAGCAAAUGAAAGAUAAACAUCGUUUGGAGAAGCAAAAACAUUGAUUUAAAAAUUAAGAAAAUAAAUAAAUUCAAAAAUGGUGAUUUA